This is a messenger RNA of Oryza brachyantha (malo sina), 1800 nucleotides long. Its product is annotated as UDP-D-apiose/UDP-D-xylose synthase. Lineage: Eukaryota; Viridiplantae; Streptophyta; Magnoliopsida; Poales; Poaceae. Bases 191 to 1387 code for a protein of 398 amino acids. The transcript is spliced from 9 exons. The record is from RefSeq and is a predicted model, not a curated record. Gene Ontology annotation, molecular function: carboxy-lyase activity.
AGUGUGCGUGGGGGGCGUUUGCGUUUGCAGCUCAGAAAUAAAUAGCAGGAAGGAGGAGGAAGGAACAAACUUUAAGAGACACCGCCACCGACAUCGCCUCGCCUCGUAACCCAAAUCCAAUCUAUCUUUCUAUCCAUCUCCUCCACGCGCAUUUCGGAUCCGACCGACCGCGCCGCGGACAGAGGUGAGGAUGUCGUCGUCGUCGGCGUCGGCGGCGCCCGCCGGGGCAGCGAGGCUGGAUCUGGACGGGAACCCCGUCGCGCCGCUCACCAUCUGCAUGAUCGGCGCCGGCGGCUUCAUCGGCUCCCACCUCUGCGAGAAGCUCAUGGCCGAGACCGCCCACGUCGUCUACGCCGUCGACGUCUACUGCGACAAGAUCCGCCACCUCGUCGACCCGGCCCCGCCCCACCUCGCCGGCCGCAUCUCCUUCCACCGCCUCAACAUCAAGAACGACUCCAGGCUCGAGGGCCUCAUCAAGAUGGCCGAUCUGACGAUCAACCUGGCGGCGAUCUGCACGCCGGCCGACUACAACACGAGGCCGCUCGACACCAUCUACAGCAACUUCAUCGACGCGCUCCCAGUGGUCAAGUACUGCUCGGAGAACAACAAGCGUCUGAUCCACUUCUCCACGUGCGAGGUCUACGGCAAGACCAUCGGCAGCUUCCUCCCCACCGACCACCCUCUCCGCAAGGAACCUGAAUUUUAUGUGCUGAAAGAAGAUGAAUCCCCUUGCAUUUUUGGUCCAAUUGUGAAACAGCGAUGGUCCUAUGCAUGUGCGAAGCAGCUUAUUGAGAGGCUUAUUUUUGCUGAAGGAGCAGAGAAUGGCCUUGAGUUCACAAUCGUGAGACCUUUCAACUGGAUUGGACCAAGGAUGGACUUUAUUCCUGGGGUUGAUGGUCCUAGUGAGGGUGUUCCUCGGGUUCUGGCAUGCUUCAGUAAUAAUCUCCUGCGUCGGGAGCCCCUGAAGCUUGUUGAUGGUGGCCAGUCUCAGAGAACUUUUGUUUACAUUAAGGAUGCCAUUGAAGCUGUUCACUUGAUGAUUGAAAAUCCUGCUCGUGCCAAUGGCCAAAUCUUCAAUGUCGGGAAUCCUAACAAUGAAGUCACUGUUAGGCAACUGGCUGAAAUGAUGACAGAGGUCUAUGCAAAUGUCUCAGGAGAGCCGCCACUGGAUGAACCUAUGAUUGACGUGAGUUCAAAGCAGUUCUAUGGUGAAGGAUAUGAUGAUAGUGAUAAGAGAAUUCCAGACAUGACCAUAAUCAACAAACAGCUUGGUUGGAACCCGAAGACCCCUCUCAAGGAUUUGCUGGAGACAACAUUGACCUAUCAGCACAAGACAUACAAAGAAGCUAUCAAAAGGCAAAUGUCACAGGCUUCAGCGUCGAGUUAGACAACACGCUCGGGGUCCAUAGAUGGUGAUAUAUGUUGCUCUUGUAGAGCAGUGUCAGUGGCUAUAAUCUUUUGGAAGUGGAAUCGAAUACGUAUACUACUCUAGUAAUCCUUUUUGUGCAUCUAGUCACUCCCUAGAUCCCUAUCAACUUAGGUUUCCUCCUGUGUAAGCCGGCAAAGGGAUUAUCCACCAUAUCUGUGGCAGAGUUGAUGUAUUCAUUUGUACCUUUGGUUGCUCCUCCUCCCGUGUCAAUUCUUUGUCAUUACUUUGUCGGUGAGAGCUAUUCUUGUUCAGUAUAGAUGAUUGUUCAAGGAAAUUAUGGGCUGGAAGAUAUAAUGGUUGAGUUCAAUUUCUUUGAUUUAGCAUAGCAGCUUAGUAGUAGUCGGUUAGAUGUAAACUCUGCUGAUUUCACU